This is a messenger RNA of Entrophospora sp. SA101, 132 nucleotides long. The record is from the annotation of a GenBank genome assembly. Lineage: Eukaryota; Fungi; Glomeromycota; Glomeromycetes; Entrophosporales; Entrophosporaceae.
AUGCUUAGUCGUAAACAGGUAUUCUUGAAAAUCCACCAUUCAUCGCUUACUUUGACAUCACAAAAAGCCUCAAAGACCGAUGCCAACCUUGGAAACUGGGUGGAAUCAUCAAAUUCGAGAUCAAGUGUCUAA